AUGGAGGAGCGGGCGGCAGCCGUCCACGUGGAAGUUUGUCCUAUAGCAGUGAAGAUUGCGCUGCAGAUCACGGAGAGGGUGGCGAGAGACGGUGGGGCGGCGCUGAUAGUGGAUUACGGGGAGGACAGAAUGAUAUCAGACAGCCUGCAGGCCAUCCGCAAGCAUGAGUUUGUGAAUGUGCUGGAUGCGCCUGGCACGGCGGACCUGAGUGCGUAUGUGGACUUCGCUGCCCUCCGCCAAACUGUCAUCGACUCCAAGUUGCCUGCACGGGUAUACGGCCCCAUCACCCAGUCACAGCUGCUGGGGCGGCUGGGCAUCAACUUCCGCUGCCUGCACGAGCAUACGGCCCCAUAA
Molecule: messenger RNA, 354 nt
Organism: Closterium sp. Naga37s-1
Lineage: Eukaryota; Viridiplantae; Streptophyta; Zygnematophyceae; Desmidiales; Closteriaceae
Source: the annotation of a GenBank genome assembly